Messenger RNA from Yamadazyma jaroonii, 8706 nucleotides. The record is from the annotation of a GenBank genome assembly. NCBI's taxonomy places the organism in Eukaryota, Fungi, Ascomycota, Pichiomycetes, Serinales, Debaryomycetaceae.
AUGGCUGUACAGAAUCAGUUUAUCGACGUUGCCAACAGUUCAACUGAUCUGGCAUCUACUUGGAUCUAUUUGGCAGAUUGGAUUUUAGUGUUAAUUGUGGGGUUUGCAUUUGUAUUCUAUUUUGAUAGAUUAAUAGGAUUCACCAUAUCAUUUAUAGGAAAAUGGCUAUGGAGAUCGUCUAAUGUGGGGAUAAACAUUGAGUCUAUAAGAUUCUCUGUGCUAGGAGGGAGAGUUUUAAUCAAGAAUUUGACCAUAAUGAAUGAAGAUUGGACUAUAUCAGUACUACAGUUGAAUUUUACAUGGAGAUAUUGGUUAUGGGGGAAAACAAGAAUCCCUGAAUUCGUGCUACCAGAUGAAAAUGAUGGUAACGAAUCAAGUUUUACCAAAUCAGACAAUGAGAAAUUACCUUCAAGAUUUUUGUUGGCUAUGGAAGGAUUAGAGAUAUUCAUGUAUAAUAGAACCAUGGCUUAUGAUAAUAUUGUAGAGACAUUGACCAAGGAAAAACUCAACAAAGAGAAGUCACCAGAUACUUCCUCAUCAUCCCAUUUACGAUAUAGAUCUCGAGACACGACUAAUGAUAAUGAUAAUGAUAACGAUAAUGACAAAGAACAAAUAUCUCCUUCUUCGAGUGAAGAUGAUUUAUCUGUUGAUAAACUUUACAAAACCCUAAAGAGACUUAUGAAAAUGUUACCUUUAAGUGUAUUGAUCAAAAAAGGUGUGAUGGUAUUGGGAAAUAAGGAUACUCCUUCAUUGCUUGUUUCAUCGUGUAAAUCAGCAAAUGGGAUCUUGGAUAUAACCAAACCUGCUCAUAAAGCUGAUAUUUAUAAACAAUUGAACUUCUUUGAGUUCCAGGAGUUCCAAGUAUCUAUGAAACCUAACAUUUUAUACAGUCCGGACUCCAGAACGAGGUUCAAAUCCAUCAAGAAAUUAUUCUCAAGAUCACAAGAACCUGUGAUAGAUCAAGCCAAAUGGCAAGGUUUAAGAAGAUAUUUGGAAUCCAAUGACGAUGUGUUAGAUAAUUUACCCAAUGCUGAAGAGUAUGCUAAAUCAAGUUUGAUCCUUGAUACUGUAUGGACAAAGAUUAAUUAUUAUUUCGAUAUACCAGGGAAAAUUGUUGAUGGUACCUUUCCUGAUUAUGGAGCAGAUGUUGAAUUUUCCAUGGCAACUAUCCAUUAUGGUCCUUGGGCUGAUAAACAAAGAGUUCCUAUACAAUCAGUCUUUUUCCCGGCAAUUGCUCGAGAUUCUGAACCUACUGAUUUGACCAAACGUCAAUAUAAAGGGUUCAAAUUAAACGUGUUCACUAACGACGAAAUAAUCUUGAGAAUACCCACUCGUGAAACAUCAAAAGAUAAAGACGCUUUAAAACAUCAUACUCAGCCACAGAAUAAACGACCUUUUGGAUGGUUAGAAUUGAAAUCAGGACCAAAUUCAAGCAUAACCCUGUAUAAUUCAUUUGUUUGUCUGCGAGAUAAAGGAUGGGAAAACACCAUAUCUGCAGUAUUUCUUCAAUUGGAGAUGAGAUCUUCAGUUAAUCAUGAUAUCUUAUAUUCUGCUGAUGUUCAUACCAUAAAUGCCCAAGUAGGAUUCCCAUUGACAUGGAAUGGUGCCUGUGAUUGGAUAUUUGAUAAUUUCAGUUCUAAUAGUAAGCUUUUCUUCUUGAGAGAACACUCAAUCUUAUUAUCGGAUGUUUUUGAAGAUUUUGCUUCAGGACCUCCUGCAUUAUAUGAAAACUUUCGUCCGUUCAAAUAUCAUUUCAACUGGGAGUUCAGCGAUUACAAGAUAUACCUCAAUAUCAAUGAUUCAAAUAUCAUCAACAAUCCGUUGGAUUUCAAUAGUAAUAAGUAUAUUUCAUUCCAAGGACCUGAACUCAAAAUCAAACUACUCAUUCCUUUAUUAGGGCAAUUUACCAAUAAGAACACUGUUGACUAUUAUAUAUUUGCACCAUACUUUGAUUUAGUACUUGACACUCCCCCAUGGCAUACAUGUAAUGCAUUUUUAUCUCCUUCAUAUAUUUUGGGGAGGGCUCAUAACUUCGAAAUGGAUGGUAGUUACACGUAUUUUAAUAAAAUUGAAGCUUACGGUUUUAACAAUAUUGUUAUCAACUGUAAGUGUGAUGAGGUAUCAUUGAAGUUCUAUGGAUUUUUGGUCAAAUACGUUUUCGUAUUAAGAGAGAAUUAUUUGGGUGAUAAUUUCCAUUUUAAGACAUUCGAAGAGUAUAACAAUGAAAUGGAUAACAAUUCAAGUGAAGCAACCUUACAAGAUGAUCUAGAUUAUUGGAAGAUCAUCAAAACUGAUAAUAGUGUAGAUGUUAUAUUUACAUUCCAAGUAAGGAAGGGGCUUUUAGUAUUACCUCAAGAUAUCUAUGGAUGUAAGGCUCAUAUUGGUUUGGUGUUUGAUUACUUUGACACUGACCUUCGUUUUACAAACUAUUAUAUGGACAUGCAAGCGGAUUUUAGUCCUGUCAAGGGGAAGUAUCUAAGACUCGAUAAUGAAGAUAUUAUUCUUGAGCUUAAGGAUUACUAUAAGUUAAUGGAAGACGACCCACAUAUUACCAUGGAUGAAUUCACUGUUCAUGGGCACAGAAUGUUUGGGAUCCCGCCAGAAGAAAUCACAUAUUUCUGUAAUUGGAGAGCUGCAACCAAUGAGAUCAAUGUUGAUGCACCUCUUCAAUUUACCGAUGUUUUCGGUGAUUGUAUUGGGAACUUUUUGAACAGUUUUCUGGAUUUGGCCAAUGCUUUACAUCCCACAGCCCCUGUCAUUUAUGAUGCUUUGGUAUUUACUUUUGACUGUCCUGACUUAAACAUCAAAUUAAACACUCAAUCAAGAUAUCAACACACUAAGUUACAUCAAUUAUUAUUGACAUAUAAUGACAUUGCCAAUCUGAGAUACUCAAAUAAGCUUUCUAUCAAUAUUCAAGACAUACAACAUGAAUUUGUUGACAAAACAACUGGGAAUAUCUUGGGUUUGAUUAAAACCUCUUUGACUUUGGAUAAUCCUACCAGAAAACCUAAUUUCAAGGAACACAGAAAGAGUCAACAAGAACAUAUUCGAUUCAAUGAUGCUCCGUUCCAUAGAGCUCCCUUUUUAUUACUGGAAACCAAUAGAAAUCUCGCUUAUAAUGAGGGAUUUGGUAGUUUCAUAAUACCCAUUUCUUUGAUUGAUGUCAACUACCCUUUGAAUGAUCGGACCCAAUUGGAAGAUCCUUAUUCUUCCAGUUUAUCAUCAUCUACAGCAUCUUCAUUCUCAGACGAUACACCUGCGGAAGAUGGUGAUUUGUUCAUUUCUCCCACUUUACAUUACGUGGAAGAAGACUUUCAACCCGAUUCUCAGGCUGAUGGAGUCUUCAAACAUGAUAAUAUGAUAUUCACGUUUUCCGAAGUUAAUGGGUUCUUGAGUCCUGAAGCAGUACAUACUAUGGCUUUGUUUCAAUAUGAAGGUCUCGAGACAGAUUUGCAUGUGGUCAUUGAUUCCUUAGAACAAUCAGUGGUAAAAGCAUUGAAGAAAUUGAUGCUUCAAACUUGUAUGAACGAUACUUUUAGGGUGGUAGCUCCAAGUAUCAAUUUAUCUUUUGGUGAAUGUUAUAGUCCAACUUAUGAUUUGAAAUAUUUCUCCGAUAAUUCGUUUAUCAACCUUCAGAUCAAUGAACCUUCAAUAGCUUUCGCUGACGAAGUGAAAAGAACCUUGGAUCCUGAUUGUGAUUCUCAUAAUGCUAAUGACUAUUCCAUUGAAUCGGCUAAAUCCUAUGCUUUUAGUAUAAAGAACAUCCAUGUAAGUUUCCAGAAUAGUUGUGAUUUCUCCAUCCAAGACAUCGAAUUCUGGAUGACUGAAGAUAAAUUCCAGAUAUUCUCCGCUUCCGUUGAAGAUAUUAUCUUGAACUUGGAUGAAACGAAAAUCCUUCAGUUAAUCAACUAUUUUGAUGAACUUUUGAAAGUCUUAAAACCAGCUAUCGACUUAUUCCAAAAGACUUCUGCCAUUAAAAGGAAAUUGACAAUGGCCUUGGUUUAUGGAUUAAGUUCCGUCAGCUCUCUGGUUAAUCACGACCCAUGUGUUUUGACUAAACCUGCUUACAUGAUCAGAUCUUUAAAACAACAUAUCAGGUUCUUUGAUACUUGGGUGGUGAUGAUGAGAUUGAGGCAUAUUUUCGAAACCAUGGACUCGGACUGGAAAUUGUCUCAACGACAAAGGUUUAGGGAUAACUUGUGGGAUAUUCCUGAAGACGCUUAUGAUCAGGUUUGGGAGACUUUCUCCAACUGGAGAAGUUGGGAAGCUAAUUAUGAAGAUAGGGAAACUUUCUUCCAGACCAUGUUCAAUAUUGAUAUUCUUCAAGAGAAAAAGAUGAUUGGACAAACGAUUUUGAAGAACGUUCUGAUCAAUUGGUCCAAGGAUGAUUUCUUUUUUUACGAAAAUAUCACUUUAUCUUUGAAUGAAAGGAAAUAUGAAGCCAAUUUCUCCCGUACUGACCAUGAUCUUGAUGAUCUUGAUGCCAAUGUGUCAAGUUUCGAAGUCAGUAUAAACCUCGGGAACUAUUCUGGUUCUGUAUCUCCUGUGUCUAUCAAAUUAAUCCCAAGUAUAGUAUCGUAUUUUGAAUCUCGUCCAGGAGACCCUGUUGUUCAAGCGAUCAAACCAAAAAAUUCUGCUUUCUUCUAUAUGGUUAAUUUGAAUGAUUUCAAUCAGAAAUUAAGGCUCAAUUAUUCCAAUAUAGAAAUCCUGGCUACCAGUUUAAGAUCUUCAGGAUUAGUUCAAUCCAUUGAAGGUCAGGACCUUUGUUCAGUUACCACUGAUAUUGAAAUGUUGGGCUUUAAUCUUCAAGACACCUUGAGUUUUGGAAUCCAAAACUUUAAACUGGUGUUAGGUCAUGGCUCUUCUUCCUAUUUUUAUGAUUUGUUCUUAGAUAAUUGUUUCUUCGAACUCGUCGACCAUAAAUUCUCCACUACCAUUGAUAAAAUCAUGACUGAAGACUUACCGAUGUUUGACUUUUUAACCAAAAAAGAACCUACACCAUCUACUAAGACUGAUCCUUUAGAUAUGUUGCACAAGUUGUUGGCAUUGAAUGUUAGUUUGACUCUUCAAAUCAAUCAUUUGAACUGGAAAGUCAAUAUCUUGAAACACUACAAUUUUGAAGGAAAAGUUUACGAUAAUAAUUUUUCAGUGGCUAUAGCUAACAAAGAGAUGGAUAUUGGAAGUUUGAUCCAACAAGUAGAUUUCAUCAUUAAUCAUCAAAAACUGUUGGUUUUGGAAAUCAAGAAUUCUCAAUUGUUCAACAACGCUAAGAUAAUCCUGACUGGUCAAGGCUUACCUACAGUAUCUGUUGAUUCCCAAUUAGGAUACACGAAAUUCUUCUCUUCCAAAUUGGUGAAAUCAAUAAACCAAGUUCUUGACGAUUAUCAAGAAUUGAAGAUCGAAGUGCAAAAUAUCAUUGAUAAGUUUCCUAAACAAGAGAAUAAGCCCCACCAAACAAGCAUUGAUAUCACCAAAAUGCCGAUUGAUAUAACAAUCCUCAAUCAUUAUUUCGGUGUUUCUUGGAUAAACGAUAGGUCCAAAUACUCCAUUGAGAGUGAAGAUUUCAAGUUCAGUAUCUCUAAUUAUGACGAAGUCAUGAAGUUGGUAGAUUAUUUUGGUGAGAUUUCAAUUCCUACAGCUCGAUUAUCCAUCAGUGAUCGUAUCAUUCCUGCUAAGUUGAGCAAUUUUGUUGAUAUGAACUUAUCAAUGAAAUUGUUGAAUGAGACUAAAGGUAAAUUGUUGGAGGUAUCAUCAGAAUAUUUCCGAAUUUGUCUCAGUUCAGGUGUAAUCCAAAGAUUGGUUCAUUUUGCUGAUGAGAUUACUAGGAUUUCGAAUAGGUUGAAGAUGGAUUUCCCGUCUAUUAAUACUGGUGGUGAAUCAGGGGAUUUGUCCGAUACCUCCCUGUUCGUGGAUCAAAUCUCAGCUAUUCACUUCUUAUCGUAUAAUUUCUGUAUUGGGUGGAUCUUCGAUAAUCCAAGGAAAGAUUACCCUGGGCUUAUUAUGGGAGCUGAAAGAUUUUAUGCCGUCACCGAUGAAGGAAUUGGGAAAUUAUCUUUGAUUGAAGCUUAUUUAUCGGUUGCUCAUGGUACAACAGCCAAUUCUUUCUAUAGUUCAACUGGUGAAAGAGAUGGUCCAAAUAGAGCAUUCUUACCAUUUAUGCAAACCAUUUAUAUAAUUCAUGAAAACGAAACCAAUGGUAAAGAAAUGAAAAUAUCCAUUACUGGUGAUGAGCUUGAUGUUAAGUUUUUAUCUGAUUCCUUCCAAAUCUUCGAAUCGACCAUGAAUUCGGUAUCAAGUAUGCAAGCUCAUUUCGACAAGAGAGUACGUCCAAUGGAUAAGUGGAAAGAUAGUAGUGAAAAACACGAAGAACAACAAUACAUUGAAUCAUUAAGGUCGACGUUCCAAUCGAUUGAAUGUAAAGUAACUUUUGCUGGUUCAACGGUGUUAAUCCAUAGAUUGACAGAACAUAAUAAACCUGCUUCGUUAUAUCUUCAUUUCCCAGCUGUUCAAACAUUUAUUAAUUAUGCCCAUGAUAAAAUUGGGCCUAAGAAACAUAACUUCAAAGCAGAAAUUUCAACAGCUUCAUCAGAGAACAAAUUGUAUUCAUCGUGUGUUCCUGUAAUAGUGGAUUUAAUCAAUACCAUCAAAGGGAUCAUGAAAAGUCAAUCUGAUUCUCCACCUCUUAUAGACAAUGUUGAUACUGAUGUGGUGAAGGACAAGAAAGACCAAGCAUUUAAUUUUGCUUCCUUCUUGGAUGAAACUGAUUUCUAUUUGGGUUUACACAUUGAUAAACAGAUCUUAUCAUUUAGUUGUGAACCUACAGCUAAAGUUGAAAGUGUGGUUGGAAUUGAAGGUUUGACCUUCCAAUUGAUGUCAGGGGAAAAUUCCUCCAUCAAUAUUACAGGUAAUCUAAAUUCCGUAUCGAUAUCCUUGCAACAUAUUUAUUCAAGAGAAGUGAGUGGAUAUUUCAAGAUCAAUUCCAUUUUAAGUGUUUCCAAGAUAAGUUUCGAUAAACAAGUAGAAGUUAAAUCCAGUGGAUCUAUAGGAGAUGUUGAUGGAUAUAUCAAUGUUAAACAAUAUCAAGAUUUGGAAUUAUUCAGAGAUAUUUGGUUCCCUAAACAGCUUUAUGAAGCCAAAGAACCUGAACAAGAAGAAAAAAUCGCUGAUUCUUUAGCUGCUAAUAAGAACAUUGCCUUAAGGUUUAAAGAAGUUUCAACCACCAAUGCUCUUCCUUGGUUAUUAACAUAUAUUUUACUUAAUUUGACCAUCAAAGUGAAUUUUGGUCCAUCUUUGGGAGAAAUGAUAUUCAGAAUUGAUAGGUUCUGGAUGAUGUCAAAAAAAUCCACUGAUUGGACUCAACAGUUGAAGUUUGGAAUAUCAUCAUUUGUAUUGACUUCUGAAGGAAGAUUAGGGGGUAAAAUCAUAGGUAAUGAACUUUAUCUUAAUUCAGCUAUUUCAUGGAAGAUUAAUAAUGAAACCUUGGAUGUUCCAUUAGUUUUAAUGUCAACAGGUAUUGAAAAGUUACAGAUUAAGAGUACUUUCGAUUAUCAUUUAUUCUUGGUUAGUAAUUUAGAAGAAUUCUCCUUGGAUGUUUUCAAUCAAAAAUCAGAAAGUAUGAUAAGCAAAGAUCAUUUAUUUGUUACUACUAAAUUCAAGAUCUUUGAAAUUUAUAUGUCAUCAUUCACAGCUUCCAAUGUCUAUGAUAUUUAUAAUGCCAUCUUAAGAAUGACUCAAGAGAAUAAGAUUUCUUAUAAGGAAACCUUACAUGAUGCAAAGACUCAAAGAAAUAAGAAACCUUCAAUGCAAUCAUUGAAUAACCUUUCAGAAAAGAUUCAAAAUAAUGCUAUUCUUGAAACAGUUAAGAAAUUAGAAACUGAAUUCGAAGUGGUGAUGGGAACUUUAAUGGUUUAUGUUUAUCCUUCAUCUUUUGAUGAUUCUAAAGUGUUGGUAUUGAAAUUAGAUCGUUCAACAGCGUUCUUUUCACAGAAUGAAUAUAAUGAAGGGAUUGCUAAUCAACUUGAAAUUCAAUUCAAUGAUUUAGUGGUUUCUUUAUCUAUCAAUAGUAAUAUUCUGGAAGAUUUCAUUACUAAUUGUACGGUUGAAGAAUUUGUCAAAUAUGCUCAUAAAGCUAGAGGAGGUAACAUUUUUGUAUUCCCAUCAUUUGCUAUUUCCAUGAAAACUUUCCAGAAAUAUAAUUCCAAUUUGAUCGAAUACUUAUAUAACAGUACUUUUGGUAGAACAGUUGAUAUUAGAUGGAAUUUGGGUUCAGUUAAUUUCAUCAGAGAGAUGUAUUCAAUUCAUUUGAAAUCUCUUGAAUCCAGAACUGAAUUUAAAAAGACUAUUCAAAAUAGAGAUGAUUUUGAAGGUAUUAAAUUCAAGCAAGAUAUCUUCACCCAUCAUGAACAUGAUUCUGAUAGUGAUAUUGAUCCAAUAACAAAAGACCCAAGUGAAGAAAUUGAUCAAGUAAUCAAUGAAAAGAUCGAUAAAGUAUCUAAAGAAUCCAAAUAUGAUUAUUUACCUUUAGCUCCACCAAUUAUUGAAGCCCCUCGUUUGAAAGAAUUAGGUAAUGCUACACCUCCAUUAGAAUGGUUUGGAUUACAUAGAAAUAAGUUCCCUAAUGUUACUCAUGAAUUAGGAAUUGUUAACCUCCAAAAAAUCAUUCACGAAGUUGAAAGUGAAUAUUCUAAAUUAUUAGGUAGAGCCUAA